AUGGAUGGGCAGGAGCCAAUGAAGGAGAGCCACGUGGAAGUUAAGAUGCCGGAGAAAGGGGCCCACCUGUCGGAGGAGGGGGUGAUCCCCCUCGCGGCCACAGAGGGGCUCAACAUUUUCCACCUGAGCAAGCCGAACCCGUUCCUCAAAGGAUCUGGAGCCCCUCAAGAAAGCAGGACUGACGACGCAGUCAUACACAAGUACGAGUGCUGCGGCGAGAUCGUGCGCAAUGGCCGCGCAUUCCAUCGGACGAUGCGCGGGGUGUUCGACGACGGUACGUGCCCUGGGGCAAAGGCGACUUGUCACAAGCUGUAUAAGUAUAUCAUUGCCAAGAUGUACCUGGGUUUUGCCUGGCUGCCGCACUACCGGCGCGUUCAGGUGAACGUCUGGGUGUUUGACUACCUGAGGAGGGAGGGCUUUUUCACACCCCAGGAAGCGGAGCAGAUUGCAAACAUCCACAAGAACGCCAAGCCCUUUGGCAUGAUCGCGAAGUGGAUUCAGCUCUUGCUUCACCGGGAGCAGCAGCGCGGGGACAUCAGCGAGCUGGCACUCGACCGGCUGAUGACAAACAUUCGCGGGCUCAAUCGACAUUUGGGCAUUCUCAACGAGUACGCCAGCAUGCCGGUUCCCUUCGCGUUCUACCACUUGCUGAACGUGAUGGCCAUCGGAUACCUGCUGCUGCUGGCUUACACUCAGGUGUUCUCGUCCUACUUUUACGGCAUCUUCCCCAUGGCGCUCACCACUCUAGUUACGCUCGGCCUGCGCGAGCUGUGUAACGGCACGACUGCGCACCGACUUCUGGCUGCGCGCCAAACUCGCGGCCGCGCAUCGUCCGUUAUUAUACGCUAUCGACUUAUUUAA
This is a messenger RNA of Klebsormidium nitens, 861 nucleotides long. Lineage: Eukaryota; Viridiplantae; Streptophyta; Klebsormidiophyceae; Klebsormidiales; Klebsormidiaceae. The record is from the annotation of a GenBank genome assembly.